CGUGACCGUAUUUUGAUUAUCCAGGAACUGUAUGAGUGAGUAGAUGACGUGGAGCACGCGCAGGAUCCGUUUUAAACCCCAUGUUAUUGGAAUAUGAGUGCUUGGGUAUAGCUGUUAUAUUUCCUGUAGUGGACGAGAGGAUUGACACUCAGUAACGAGCUGUUGUUAAAGGUCGAGAGGACUGAGAGGACUGACUGCUCCGCUUGUCAGGUUGUCACUGCUUAACAUCUCACUCUGAUCUCACAACAUGGCUGAUGAACUGAAGUUUCAAGAGUUCGAGGAGGCUACAGAUCUCCUGUCUAGUGACCCGGGUGCCUCCACAAUCAGCAUCUCCACUCCUGGAACCGCUGGUGCAGCUGCUGCCUCUUCCACAGCGGUCAGACUGAACCUGUCAGAUGAUGAGGAGAACCAGCAGGAGAGCUCUGGGUUACUCGGAAGUGAGAAGAAAAGCAGUGGCUUCUGGACAUUUGAAUACUAUCAGUCUUUUUUCAAUGUAGAUACUGUGCAGGUGUUGGACAGGAUCAAAGGGUCAGUGAUACCUUUACCAGGACGAAAUUUCGUCAAACAUCACAUUCGCAGUAACCCAGAUUUAUAUGGGCCAUUCUGGAUAUGUGUGUCUCUUGUUUUUUCUGUGGCCAUUAGUGGGAACCUCUCUACCUUUCUGACUCAGAAGGGUGACCCUCAAUAUCACUAUAGACCACAGUUCCACACAGUGACCAUUGCAGCAGUUGCUGUGUUCCUGUACGCAUGGCUCGUACCGCUGGGUGUGUGGGGCUUCAUGACUUGGCGACAGAGCGCCUCACGACAGAUGAGCGCUUAUUCUUUUCUGGAGACAGUGUGUGUCUAUGGCUAUUCACUCUUCAUUUACAUUCCUACUUCGAUCUUAUGGACUGUUUCAUAUGAAUGGCUGCAGUGGCUCUUGAUUCUGAUCGCCAUGUUAGUCUCUGGCUCCGUGUUGGUCAUCACCUUUUGGCCAGCGGUCCGUGAUGACACCAGAGUGACUGCUUUCUCCGUUAUGGCAGCCAUCGUGCUGCUCCAUGCUCUGCUGGCCAUCGGCUGCAAGUUGUACUUCUUCCCAGCAGCAGCGCAAAUACAACCAUCCAGCUCUGUACAGAAUCAUACGGCCGUGACCAAUCAAAGCAAACCAAACUAACCAGCCCAAUGAGCUCGGGUUAGGGGGAAAACCCCCUUUUUGUUAAUGCACUACUGAUUUAACAGCUCAUAAGCAAUAUGGUGAUGGAUAUAACUUCAGCAGCUGUGGACUCGAAUUUCUUCGGGGAACCGGAAAUAAUUUUUUUUUUUUUUUUUUACUCGGAUGGUAAAGUAUUAUGCAUAUAGAGCUGGGAGAUUUCUACUGCUCUAUACUUGGAUGAAGAGGUUGGGAAACAUGAUAUUCUCUGUUAUUAUAAAUAUAAUAUAAUAUGAACUCGUGAAUUUGCUGUUCUUUUUGAAGUAUAUGGAAAUUAUUGCUGUUCUAGCAGACGCCUUUGUUGGGGGGGGGGGGCGGAUUCUAGGCUUGUGUUGUUAACAAGAAAUGUCAUUUUGGAAGAAGGCUCAAAUGUGAGAGAACUAUGAUUGAAAUGUAUUAUACGUCGGUAACUCCUGACCUAAACGCUCCAACCCAACCAGGAUACGAGCUCUGAUAUCUAUAAUGUGCUGAAAUCAAAAAAAGUGGUUACUCUUGGGUAGUUAUGAUUACAUUGGUGUUUGGCCUUUUUUUUUUUGUUCAUUUAGAAAACUUUGUCAUUGCAGGAAAAAAAAAAGAUCUUUUUGGGGCUGGUUCUGAAUGUUCUGUUCAGGUUCCUUGCUCAUUUUUAAGGGUCAGUAACGUUAUCAUGACAAGGUAAACCAUGGAGUGGAAUGUGGCAUUAGCUUUGGAACCCUAGUAUUAUUUUGUUUAUUUUUUCAUUCUAAACAGUUUCACACUUAUUCAGAUCUAGGAAUGAGUGCCUUUAAAUUUCAUACUUUUGUGUUUUUUUUUUUUUUUGUUUGUUUUUUUUAAGACCUGCUUUGGCUCAAAUAAAGUCUCUACCAUGUGA
Messenger RNA from Ictalurus furcatus (blue catfish), 2039 nucleotides. It is a transcript of the gene yipf2, whose product is annotated as Yip1 domain family, member 2. Bases 248 to 1153 code for a protein of 301 amino acids. NCBI's taxonomy places the organism in Eukaryota, Metazoa, Chordata, Actinopteri, Siluriformes, Ictaluridae. The transcript has 9 exons. Gene Ontology annotation, biological process: vesicle-mediated transport. Gene Ontology annotation, molecular function: small GTPase binding. The record is from RefSeq and is a predicted model, not a curated record. Gene Ontology annotation, cellular component: Golgi apparatus; membrane.